AUUUAAUCGAUCAUCUAGGAAUGCCGGCGAGCUCGUCGUCUAGAAACGCUGCAAUUGCAAGCGAAAUCGUUGAUAACACUAAGAUAAUAUACGUAAACGUUCUGCGAACAAAAGAGUUUUCAACAAAUUUAGGGGCCAAAUGAAGAAGAAUUUGGUCAACGUCAAGACAUUUAUAAAUUUUAAUGAAAUUACAAAGAACGCGGGGACCGAAAUUAACGUGCAUCGGAAAUAUGACAAAUUGAAAAUGAGACUGUCUAUGAUUGAAAAAGCAAAUGUGACAAAUCAGAUUAACGCUCAACAAAUGAUGCACAGUAUUAUGUUAUUAUCAAGUGCGACAAGAGGUGGAGAGUUGAAUCAAUGAAAAACGUUCAUUGCGAUAAAAAAUAUCAACAAGCAUAUUCACCUCCUUCAGUGACACCAAUAACACCUUUAUUACAAUCAGAAUCUCCAUCAAUAUCGUCAUCAUCUAUAAUACCUAAAGCAGAAUCUUCUAAACAUACGACAUUUAUAAUCAAUACAGAUAUAUUGAAAUCUAUGACAAAACAAUUAAGGAAACCUGAUGGUAAUAAUAUUAGGAAAAUUCCAAGGCGUGUGGAUAUGAAGAUUCCUAGUAAGGAUAAGAAUAAUGAUGAACAAAAGAUCGCUCUUUCAUCAUCAGCACCUUCACAUCAAGAGUCAUCGGUAAUGUCUCUAGCACCACCAGCACCUUCAAUAACAUUAGUGGCCCCGGAAUCACAUAUUGAUCCUUUAGCACUAUCAGAACUUCCAUUAUUAUCAUUAGUAGCUACAAAGUCCCUUAUAGAGCCUUUAGCACUACAGCCACCUCCAUCGUACAAUAUAGACUAACCAAUAUUUACCUAUUUAUCCGCUCUCACCGCCAUUUUCAACCCCUUAUUUUUAAUAUAUACAACUCAACUCUGAGCUUUCUAAGCGUCGAAAUUCGGUGGUGUGGUAAAUAGUACGAUGAAAUGGUACAAAAUAUAUCGUUUCCUGAAUAAGUACAAUUGUAUUUAAUUUCAAAAUUAUUUUUAUUUUUUAUCUACUAAAAAAAAAAUGAUACGGUCACAAAUUUUUAACACCAAAUUUAGUCAAUUUUAAAGUCAGAACUGUUUA
Sipha flava (yellow sugarcane aphid) is the source of this 1113-nucleotide messenger RNA. RefSeq lists its product as uncharacterized. Lineage: Eukaryota; Metazoa; Arthropoda; Insecta; Hemiptera; Aphididae. The record is from RefSeq and is a predicted model, not a curated record.